CCGCCUAUUCUCCUCCUCCAUCUGUUGCUACCAUGAUUCAACGAACAAAUUCAUGAGGCAAAAUAAGAAGAUAUGUCAACAGAACUCUGAAAACAUGGCUCUUAGUGUGGAGGAAGAGAGGUCACACCUCGGUUGAAGGCCACGCAUUCAAAUCCCUUAGAUUCUCAAACUGUCUCGACGAAUCAGUAAUCUUAAUUCAAGGUAAAUGGUCUCUCAAAUACCCUGGAGCUGUCCAAAUUGUGGUAUUGUACUCGUGCCGCUUGAGAAGACGCGUUUGCACCUUAAUGAACGGUUUUACGCAUACGUGUGGUAGUUUCGGAUUUACCAGUCUUUCGUUGACGUUUUUUCAAGUAUAAAAAGUGGGGAACACUCGUAAUCCACGACCAGUUGUGCUCCUGAGUGUCGAUACAUCAUCGUAACUGUCAGAAGGGACUUCCAAGCGUGAAUAUAACAACAAAAGGCGAAAUGGCGUCGCAUUAUUUCGUCGCCAUUUUAGGAUUUGUUUUCAUUGGGUCAGUGUGUUGCAGUGACAGCAUCAUAUUCCCCGAUCAGAUAGUUUCAAACGUAAACACAGAGACGGGAGCGAAGUUCAACGGUGAUGAUUCUAAUAGAUUUCACAAGACAAAUAAGUUUGGGCGUAACACAUAUGAUGCUUCAAUUCACGCUUCCAAUUCGUGGCUAAACGAAAAACCGACAGGUCAGGGCCAUCAUCAACAACCAAAUGGAGGGAGCAACAAUCGUCCUCAAGAUUCUUGGUCCAGGCCAGGUACCUCUGGAAGAAUAAAGCCAGGUUUCCCAGAGUUACCUGGCUUCCCAGAGUUUUCUCCAAGUGGAAAUUCGCAGUCAAACGCAAACGCCCAAAGUAAUUCCCAAGUUUCGAACGGCCAUGCCAGCAGCAACUCCAAAGCUAGCGCGCAGUCUCAAGGACACGGCUAUCAUGAGCCAGCUUAUUACCCAUCAAACGGCCAUCCCAACCGAGGCUUUCCAGAUUUCCAUCAAAGUGGAGGGUCACAGGCAAAUGCAAACGCCCAGAGCAAUUCGCAGGCAUCAAAGGGCCAUGCAACUAGUAAUUCCCAAGCGAACGCCCAAUCUCAAGGACCCAGACAUUAUGGUCCAUCAUAUCAUCCAUCAAAUAGUCACCCCCACCGAGGCUUCCCAAAUUACUUCCCGAGUGGAAGUUCCCAGGCAAAUUCCCAGGGAAGUUCUCAGGCUUCGGAUGGCUUCUCCAGCAGUAACUCAAAUUCAAACUCGCAAACUUUGGGAUUCGGGGGUGGAGCUGCUAGCGCAUCAUCCGCAGCAUCGGCAACGACAGGAAUCGUGAAUGGUCGUCCAGUGGCGGCUGCUGCCGCAAGUGCAGCAGCUGCGAGUGCAGGUGGCGCUGGGAGCGCCGGAACUUCCUCUGUUUCAUCAGCUUCAGCGUCAUCCUCUGGAAACUUCGAUAAAUCUCCCUGGUUCUACAGGAGUCGCUCAAUCACUGACGACAUGAACGAAACGGCCGUUGCUGACAACAAAGAUGAAAUUGUGUUCCUAAACUGAGAAUGAUUUCAAUAGAUUUAAUUGAAUCACAACUUUAUUAAAAUUUUGAAAAAAAAAAAAAAAUUAACUCCAUCACUGACAAAUUAAUGAAAAAUUGGGAAUUUCCACUGCGAGUAUAAACGACUUACGAAAGGCUUCACAUCAUCGUCUGACAUCAAUCACUGUAAAUAACUGUUAAUUAAUUAUCCAUAAGAUAAUUAAUUAACAGUUAUUUACAGCCCCCUUUUAAGAAUAAAAAUUUAAUGAUGAGGGUUCAAAUUAUGAGGUCAAUGGAUUUAAUGGACCAUAACUUCAUUGAAAUUGAAAGAAAGAAAGAUUGAAAAAAAUAAACUCCAUGACUGACAAACUAAUGAAAAAUUUGAAAUUUCGAAUGCGAGUAUAAACAACUUACGAAAGGCUGCACAUUUCGGCGCAUUUCUGCCGCAAAUGCAAGUGGCGCUGGGGGCGCCGGAACUUCUUCUGUUUCAUCAUCUUCAGCGUCAUCCUCUGGAAACUACGAUAAAUCUCCCUGGUUCCACACACGAAAAAAUUUAAUAGAAAAACCUAUCGAAGUCGUUAGAAAAUUCAAUUGAAUUUCUAUUAAACUU
This is a messenger RNA of Diachasma alloeum, 2123 nucleotides long. RefSeq names its product homeobox protein B-H1. Lineage: Eukaryota; Metazoa; Arthropoda; Insecta; Hymenoptera; Braconidae. The transcript is spliced from 3 exons. Bases 466 to 1536 code for a protein of 356 amino acids. The record is from RefSeq and is a predicted model, not a curated record.